AGAGGAAGUCUCCGGUUUUGUCCGCCGAGCGAGCAUGCGUACGGAUUGUGCCCUGCCAGCAUAGCAAACCGCGCCAAUUUGUCAAGAGGAACAUGAAAGCCAUCCUCAUGUCGGAAUCUUGACUAUGAUGCACUCUGCGGUAGAGGCUGCAGAGAGCUGCACAUUUUCGAACUUUGCAAAUAGGAACACAGCAUAAUGCGUGAACGAUGGCUAAACUGCGUCAUGAUAUGGUGCAGAUGUGUUUCCUGGUUGCUGUUUGCAUACCUAACUCAAGCUCAAAUGGCCGUCAACUCCUUGCGGGGUGAAAAGCACACAGCAAACGGUAUUAUCAUGGAGAGCUCCAUGAGGCGUGCAGGUCAGCCUUUUCGUCAGCAGCUUGAAGCACCUAAUCCGGUGCAGGCCGCAAAUUAUAUGGAUGACUUGCUCAAGGAUUAUGACGCUGCGCGGAAAAUCCUCUUGGGCGACUUUACCAAGCGCAGCAGGAUAGCGGUGGUAUACAUGUGUUUUGAAAGGGCAGAAGUCAUUCGCAGAUCGUUGCCAGCUGUUAUGAGGAGUGACGGUGUGGAGAAGUUCGACCUCUACAUUUCACAGGAUGCGGGCUCAGGCUAUGUUAUCAAUAAGGAUUUGCACUUUCCAGAGUCAGUCAGGAUUGCCUAUAUCCGACAUCGGGCGAACCUUUGCACUGGCCUCCAUCACCAUUUCGUGAAAGCUUUUGCCUUUGACAUCAUGGGUUAUGAGGGAGUCAUUAUCGUAGAGGAGGACAACGUUGUGCAUCCACAGGCGCUGCAGUUGCUCGCUCGGAUGAUCGACCUGUCAGUUAAUCAGCCAGACAUUGGCAUCGUCAGUCUACUGGACAUGGACAACUCAGCAUUCCUUGACGCAGCAAAGUUCGCAGUGGGGAUAAACCCAGUAAAUGGAUCCAUGGGGCAUCUUUGGGUUUACGGCUUCCACAAGUCGCGAUACACUGCCGUACGUCAGGACCUGUACGACUACUUCAACACGAUUAAGGGCCAGGACUACCGCCUGAAGCACGAGCCGCCGCUCUCUGAUAAAAUUAAAGCCCUGAUGGCGUCCAAAGGCUUUCCAGCGGAUGGUGAGCUCUCACAAGACCGGUAUUUCAUCUACUCCCUGGCUAAACGCGGUUUCAAGCGCCGCUACCAAACCUUGUUCCGAUUUUUCGAGCCCAUCGGCUAUUUGGGUCUCCAUCAUCGGCAUACAGAGGCGCAGUUCUUCGCCGUUUUCGGACGGGGCAUGUUCAAUGGACGCAUCCGCCCUGAGGAUGCCUUUGAUGUGACCAAGGACCCUGCCAAUCCCGAACUCAUCAAGGCCGGUUUGCGGGAACGAAUCAAUCGUAUAUGGCGGCGUUAUUUCUCAAUUGACGUGCACGAGCCGCUGGUGGAGGAAACCUUCACUGGGAUAAUGGAGGGUCGCUUGAAUGGCGUGGAGGCGAUGACGGACAUUCGGAAUGCGGGGGUUAAAGCCACCGCUGGCUAGUGCUGUUGAUGUUGGCAUGUUUCUUUUGCCUGGCAGUAGCAGGUGAAAGGAUUGUUUUGCUAGGGGGCCAAUCCAUUGACGACGAGGGAAUGAGGUACUUGGGACCAGGUGCUGCUCUUCAUCCGGACGGGUGUAUCCGAAAAUGGACCGCCGUGGUGCAUGACGGAUGUUAUGUGUGUUGGUGCAAUGUCGCAGGCAUCCCAUGAAUGAAUCGCUGCAGUUGUCACUAUUCGCGGUUUAGCUGUGCCACCAGUAAACAUAGUUUUGAUGUUUUGUUGCAGGGUGGAGCGUCUUCCGGACCAGGUUCACAGCCGGCUCAGCAGCAGGGUCCUCUGCGAUAGGCAUUGCUUUCGCGUGGCACCCUAACAAAGACUUGGUUACCCUUAGCAUGCCAUGGUUGUCAUUGGUAGGACUAGUGCACAUACCUCUCCGUAUCUAUCGUUUUACAAUUCAAAAAGCUAAAUUGAUUUUGUUGUAUUCAAGAGGCAUGAUGUGCUGUUUGUUCUUGUUUUUCCUGGGGUGCACAGUUCGCUGUUUAUGCGUUUUAAAGAUGAGGUGCCCAAUGAUUAUCUAGCUGAUAUGAGAUGUAUCAUUUGAGUGAGAUUCAUCUCGCGUUUUGGGCCAACGGAUUAUGCGCCCUGGGAUGAGAGCGGGAGUGGCGGCAGGGCCGGAGCUGGCGAGGGGAGGGCAUUACCCCUUCCGGAUGGCUGCCAUGGCUGUCUCCUUGCAAUCGUUGCGCGGGAGUCGUCAAUCUUUGUACGGCAGAAGAUAAAAGAGGGAUAUAAUGCCGACCGAUGCCAUAAUCCGUAGAAAGCACAAUUACGUAGAACUCAAUAAUUAGAUAUCUAGAGGCGGUAUGGUGCAUGAGCCAUUUGCAAUGCAUUAGCCCGCUGUUGAUGGAGGCGCGUUGUUAUCCGUGAUCCCGACUCGUUGAUCUUUCCGAUGUGCCGGCUUAUUGUUAGAGGUUCGGCGCUGCACACGGGUUCAUGCACACAUCCCUUAGUAGCACGUGCUGUUCCGGUUUGUGUAUACCCACGACGAUGGUUGUGUACGUGACCUUUGCAAAGACGUUGUAGACCUUAAAUGUGCUAUGUAAGGACUGCUAGCCUUGCAUGCGCUGGACCAUAUGUAAGUAAGGAAGCGCC
Molecule: messenger RNA, 2639 nt
Organism: Volvox carteri f. nagariensis
Lineage: Eukaryota; Viridiplantae; Chlorophyta; Chlorophyceae; Chlamydomonadales; Volvocaceae
Exons: 2
Coding region: 196-1494 (432 amino acids)
Source: RefSeq, a predicted model, not a curated record